AUGGCGUCUUCUUCCUCUUCCUCUUCCUCUACAACACCAACAUUAAUCAUUCCUGAAGACAAACCGACCAGUGAUACAAAUGAUUCUCGUCUUUCUCCGACUGUUUCAGUACCUCCGGCUACUGCUAUUUCUUCUUCAAGUGGAACAGCAACAAAAAAAUUAACAAAAAUUCUUUCCACUCAAUCAAGUUUCGAUCGUCAUCAUCCUGUACAUCCGAUUGCCAAACGCUUUUCAAUUGAUGCUGAUCCUUCGUCAAUCAUUUUAAGUACACACAUAGCUGAUUUUUCCAAUCAUCUAGCACAACAGCUAUCGACACCGGAUGCUGAAGAAACUCCAAUUCAUACUUCUUCUCCAACUAUUUUUGGUAAAGAUACAUCGCCUGCUCGAUCACCAUCAUUAAAACAGAGUGAUAGUUUUUUGGAAAUACCCUAUGAAAAAGGUGAAAUCGUCGAUUUAAUUAAAUUGGCUGAUGAUCCAAAUGCAGCAGCACAUAUUACAAAUGAUGGACACGAAGUAUUACUCGAACAUGGAGCUGUUCCCCAGUGA
Rotaria sp. Silwood2 is the source of this 546-nucleotide messenger RNA. The record is from the annotation of a GenBank genome assembly. Lineage: Eukaryota; Metazoa; Rotifera; Eurotatoria; Philodinida; Philodinidae.